Solanum stenotomum is the source of this 1120-nucleotide messenger RNA. RefSeq lists its product as uncharacterized. Bases 383 to 1078 code for a protein of 231 amino acids. The transcript has 2 exons. Lineage: Eukaryota; Viridiplantae; Streptophyta; Magnoliopsida; Solanales; Solanaceae. The record is from RefSeq and is a predicted model, not a curated record. Gene Ontology annotation, molecular function: zinc ion binding.
GAACCAUGAGCUCUCUCCCUUUUACAUUCUUGUUUUUUUCCUCUUUAAGCCCUCUCAUCACUUUCUAUAAACACUUGAAACAAUACAUUUUUACUCUCUCUUCUUGCCUUUGCUUUUCUGCUAAAUUUUAGAAAAUGGGGUGUUAAUGGUUUACCUAAUCCAUCACCUCACUAAUAGACCAAGAAAUGAGGUAAUGGGGCCUUAAAUCAUGCAGCACUAUAAAGGGUAACAAAAAAAAUUGAAUCUUGGGAGUUGUAAUACUUCAAAGUUUUGAUUUUUAUGGUUUUAAUGCUUUUCUUGGUUGUGGGGUUGUUGAGAAUUGAAUCUUGGAAGUUGAAAUCUUUCAAAGUUUUGAUUUUUCUUGAUUUUGGGGUUGUUGAAAAUGGCUAGUGUAGAUGUGUCUAAUGUGGAUUUAGAAGCUGGCGCCGGAGCCGGUGGACAUAGUCGCCGGUGCUCAGGUAGUGGUAGUAGUGUCUGUUUCUCUGAUGCUGAUGAGGGUUCUUGUUAUUCUCAGUUUUAUUCAACUGCUGAUGGGUCAAAUUAUGAUGAUUAUAGUUUUGCUUGUGCUACUGAGUCUGAAAUAGGGGAAGUAAUGGAGGUGUCAAGGAGAGUUUCAUCUGUGGCUGAGUCUGAUAGAUCAGUGGAUAUGGAAAAUGGAAUUGGUGAAACAAAGUUGCAUGUUGGGAAAAUUGAAAGAGAUUGUAGGAUUUGUCAUCUGAGUUUGGUGAGUUCUGGUCCUGAAUCUGGUUUUGCUAUUGAAUUAGGAUGUUCUUGUAAAAAUGAUUUGGCUGUUGCACAUAGGCAUUGUGCUGAGGCAUGGUUCAAAAUCAAAGGAAAUAAGACUUGUGAAAUAUGCAAUUCUCUCGCACGCAAUGUCAUUGGUCCAAAUGAUGUUGAAUCAGCACAGCAAGCGAAUGAAUCAAGCGCAGUGGCUACAAGUGCAGCAUCUGCACCAGUAUCAGCAACUUCAGAAGCUCGAACUUGUUUGAAUGGUCAUCGAUUCUUGAAUUUCCUCUUAGCUUGUAUGGUAUUCGCGUUUGUCAUCUCUUGGCUCUUCCACUUUAACAUCCCAUCAUAGGGUAGUGUUGGAAAGAGUUCAUGUGCCAUGAAAUUCGAAGGU